UUUUUUUCCGGAGUUGUUUUUUUGCACAGAUGAGCUGCUUUGCAGAGACUGGAGGGUUUUCUUGUUUGUCUGUUUUAUAGCUAUAGCUGUUAAGUCAUCCGUUCUGUCGCUAACCCUCGGAUUUAUGUCGGUAGGUGGUUAGUUAGUUAGUGUAGUUUUAUCAAGCUCGUGCUUUUGUUUUUGAGUGGACAUUAAAAAAAUUAUACCAAAUUCGUGGAAAAUACAUCAAAAACUGGACCUUCUACUAUUUUAGAAUAAAACAUUAGAUAUGCUUAUUUAAGUCGUUGUUGUUACACUUAUCCGUUCGCUAUGUUGUUGAAAGAAAACCAGGUCAGCCUAAGUGUUUUCACGUCUGUAACGGACUCAAGUGAUGAACCGAUUCGAGCUGCGGUUCCUCCGUCUGUGGAGCUCGGACUCACCAUUGUGUAUACCAUCCUAUAUUCGCUACUUUUUGUGUUUGUUUACUUGCAACUUUGGCUCAUUUUGCGUUAUGGACACAAGCGCUUCAGCUACCAGAGUGUCUUUCUUUUUCUCUGUUUGCUGUGGUCAGCGCUAAGGACUACAUUAUUUUCAUUCUACUUCAAGAACGUUGUCCAAGCAAACCAGUUGCAGCCUUUGCCUUACUGGCUGUUGUACUGUUUUCCAGUAUGCCUCCAAUUUUUCACUCUGUGUCUGCUCAAUCUUUAUUUUGCACAGGUAAUGUUUAAAGCCAAAGCAAAAUAUUCUCCGGAGCUCAACAAAUACAAGUUUCCCAUGCAUCUGGCGUUCAUCUCUGCCAGCCUUUUCUUCCUCGUGGUAAACCUGACAUGCGCAAUGCUGGUGCAGGGGGGCAUAGGGGGUGGCAUGGGGGGCGAGGCGGGCGAGGCAGAGGUGCGGCAGGUGGUGCUGGCCCGGGUGCUGGUCAACGACAGCCUCUUCGUACUCUGCGCUAUCUCGCUGGCCGUGUGCAUUUUCAAGAUUGCCAAGAUGUCCUCGUCCAACGUCUACCUCGAAUCCAAGGGUACGUCAGUGUGCCAAGCUACUGUCAUAGGUGCUGCAGUCAUCCUGCUCUACACGUCCAGGGCCGGCUAUAACCUGGUGGUGGUGGCUCUCUCUCCAGAGAACCGUCCCAGCGCCUUUAACUACAGCUGGUACAACGUCUCUGACCAGGCAGACAUAGAGAAGAUCAGUGGAGAGGCCUACAUCAUCUUUGGGAUCAUCCUCUUUUUCUGGGAGCUGCUACCCACCAGUCUGGUCGUGGUCUUCUUCAGGGUACAGAGGCCCAAUCAGAACCUAGCACCAGGAGGAAUGAUCAACAGUCACAGCUUCAGUUCCAAGGCCUAUUUUUUUGAUAACCCCCGGAGGUACGACAGCGAUGAUGACCUGUCCAAGAGCAACAACUCCAGAGCAGAUCGACCGAGUAGUUUCCUGUCCUCGACGCCCCAGUUGGACCCCAGCUGGUACAGCUCCACCCAGAGGAACGGCAGCCUUACGGGGAUCCCCCAUCUCCCCACCGGCCCCCAGACCUCCACUGCACCCCUUCUCCUAGCCUACGGCAACAUCCAGACCAACCAGCACCAUAACUACUAUUCCACCCCCCAGAACUACUAUUCUACCCCCCAGAAUCACUACUGCACCCCUCAGAACUAACCACCCCUGCCGUCCCCAGUAGAUACCCCUGAAAGUAACCCGGAAAACACUCAGGAAGGGGCGCUCCUGACUUUCAGCUCCAUGGCUACGACCCUCUGGGUUACCCUGGCGAUCCUGUGACUGGCGCUGUGUGGCCACGCCUCCCUCAUUCCAGCUUUCGACCCGGUCCCACCCCACCAGGGCUACUUAACUACCCGUCUUGUUGUAGGCAUGGUGACGACCUUUGGGAUUUCUGGGGCCAGACGAAGGGGAGAUCAUUUGAGGUCAGUGGUGGUUAGGGAGUGGUCAGCUGAGUGAUAUUCCUUUUAUUAAAAAAGCUUUCCAACAUGUCUAUUACCAUAGUCCUGGAACAGAGGUCUGCUACCCGACCCGAGCCAAACGGGCCCCGACAUUAUACAUCAGGUUAGGGCCAGGUAGGAUCUAUUUUUUUCAUCAAUAACUAGAGAACGGGCAGGGCUCGGGUAUCACUAGAUUGAUCACUAACAUUUUGAAGCUGAACCAUUUGUGCGUGCUCUGCUGCGCAGUACAGUCAUAUUUAACUAAGUUCUUCAACCACAUUACAUAUAAGACAGGAGAGAUGAUUUCACAGAAAAUAAUAAUGUUCCUGGAGUUUUUAGGAGUUUAGAGUGACGAAAAGUAGCCCAAGCAGAGCCAUUACUAUGGAUACUCAGACUCAGAGCCACCAUGAGCUGAGCGGAUGCAGAGCGAGUGACAGACAGGGAGGAGCAGCUAAUGGAUUUACAAACUGAGGAAGUUAUUUCUGAUUUUGGGUUUUUGGCAGGGCCUUAAAUUUGGCAGAAGCAAUCGGGCCUGGGUAGUGUAGGGCCUGAACGUUGUGGGCAUGGGUAGGGCUCGGGCUUUGCAUUCAUGUCCGUGCAGGGCUCUUUCUGGAACAUUGUACUAUUCCUAAGAAAUGUUUGUAUGGAAAGGAUUGUGCUUCUCAGCUUUUCCACACACACAUACUGUAUGUUUGUCGGACAUCAAACAGAAAAGUUAGUCCUCUAUCUCUUUCAAGGACCAGACAAGUACAUGGACCAGCACUUUUGUUUUUGCACCCCAAAUUUCCUAUUUUGCUUUGGUCCAGUGGGCAGUUCUCCCCGCUGCCCCUUGCACACAGACUCCCCUCCAUGAGUCGGGAGGUGACAUUUGUACUUGAAAAAAUCCCCGCACUUCACAUUCUGAGGACAAGACCCUGGCUUUAAUGUAGACUUGGAUCUUUAUACAAUCUCAGACUUUGUGUUCCUUCCCUGGACCAUGUCUCAUUUCCCUGUAAAGACCAGUUGUUAUCUGAGCAAUGAGACAUCCAUGGCCAUGUCCUUCUAAACCAACACCAAACGGGGCUAGAAUCAUGGGCAAUGCUCUCGGUAUUCGAGCCCAAUGUGCACUGGGACACCGUGGGAAGGGUUAAUACUUUGUGUGUUUGAAUCUUUCACACGGUUAAAGACUGUGUGAAAGAGGAAGGCCACUUUUGCCAAAGAGCGCACAGAUCGAGAGUCGGGCCUAAAAUGUAGUCUCGAGCCUCCAGCUUUCCUAGCUGCUUGGGAACUCCGUUUCGACGAGAGGCCCCUAAUGGAGAAUAGACUGUGGGGAAACAAUAUGUUUCUGAAUGAAUUUUCUGAUCUGGACCCAGUAAAGUGAAUGUACGGACUAAGUGUGGAUCGGCGGAGUGAUCAGAUCAAAGUGUUGUGGUCCAGUUUCACAGUACACUAGGCUACUCCCUGCAAAGCCCUAGCAAGGUCCCAGGUCAGUUUGUGCUGUCUUUACAACUCUAAUGGUCAUUGUCGCCAGACAGCACAAAGAUAUCUGGGACCAGGUUAACCGGUGACAGAGAGGGAUAGAUGGGCUUAAAGACGCCCUCCCUCUCUUUCUAUAUCCUGACUAUAAUAGUAGAUGUAUUCAUGUGGUAGUUUACAGCAUCAAGAUCACCAUCAUUAGCCUGGACCCAGAUUGGUUUGUGUUGUCUUGCCAGCUACUCUGGUCAUAGUCACCCCAUUGGCCAUAAGAGUACAGACAGAUCUGAGACCAGGCUACACCACCAUACAGAGACACCUGAAAAUGUGCCAUUACAUGUUACUGUUUGUUUAUUUUCCUUGUGGAAAACGUCUUGCACAAAAUAUCGAAAGUUAUUAAUACGCUUUAUGACCUCCUACUUAUUUCAAUUUUAACUGGAUUCUAUGUUUGUUUUUUAUACUCCAUGGCUACUAAUUUGGACUUUUCCAUGUCGAGAUAGUGGUACGGCCCAGGUGUACAGGGCGAGUAUGUGUGUGAAUGUGUUUGCUAAACAUGCUUAUAUGCACAGAAAGUGUUUAGGUAGGAGGUAAGAAAACUGUUGAUUGUCUUUCCUUUCCUGUUACGAUGAGCGAAGGGAGGGAACCCAAGAGCGGACUCAGAAGAGGAAGCCGGGAUGAAUGCAUAAAAAGGUUUAUUGAUCACAGAGAAAUGGGGAGUGCAGAACCGGGGUAGCUCAGAUGAGUUGCAGAAACCAGGAGUGUAGAGUGAGGUUGGAGUUGGUUGAGUAGAACAGGGCCUGAGGGGAAUCCAAGGUAAUAGUGGUGAGUGAUAUCCAGAGCAAGGUGGUUGGUGGUGAGAUGUGGAACAGGAGCCAGAGACAGAGACAAAGCGGUAACUGCAAGGAGAGGACAAAAAUGGUGUAAGGCAGGAAAACGAGCAAAGCAGAGCAACAGGAUCUUGAGAAUAGACAAAAGGCUAGAGUGAUAACUGACUGAGCAGAGAUUACGAUCUGGCAGGGAUGAGUAUAUGUAGAGGUCUUGAUUAUGGGAUGAUUUGCAGCU
This is a messenger RNA of Salvelinus sp. IW2-2015, 4421 nucleotides long. It is a transcript of the gene gpr137c, whose product is annotated as G protein-coupled receptor 137c. Gene Ontology annotation, cellular component: lysosomal membrane. The record is from RefSeq and is a predicted model, not a curated record. NCBI's taxonomy places the organism in Eukaryota, Metazoa, Chordata, Actinopteri, Salmoniformes, Salmonidae. Gene Ontology annotation, biological process: positive regulation of TORC1 signaling.